UUUUUUUAUUAAAACGAGAGGAUCAAAAAGUAAUGUAAGUGUGAUAAAUAUUCAAAACUGAUAUUCAAUUACUUAGUAGACCGAUUUAUUUUAAUAUAAAUAACAUGGAUGUUGAAGUAUCUAUAGCUGAGCGCUUGCAGAAAUUAAAACAAUGGCAAAUAGAACAACAGGACAAAUUAUUGAAGCAACAACAAGUACAAAGGGAGAUUUUAAGUAAUGAGCAAGAUCGUAUUUACAAAGUACUUGGUUUGCCAACACACUUUGAUAUUAUUGAAAAUACGGAGGACAUGUGUGUUACACAGGAGAAUGAAAUGAAUGUAAAGGAAACAAUGUCCGAUAAAGCUUCAAUGCUUCAAUACAGUGCGAAAAAUUUAAAUGGCAUAUUAAAAACGAUCGAUAAAAGAAUAUCAACAAAUGUUCCAACAUAUAAAAAUUGUAAUCAGGAGCAAACUAACGAUUCUGAUUGCAUUUCUACAAUUGUCGAUAAAAGCAAAAAUUUUGUGAGAGAUUACGAUUCUGAAUUAAGUGAUUCAUUUUUUUUAAUAGAAGGUAUAAAGCCGCUCUCAUUGAAUGAUGGUUCAAAUUGUGUCUCAGUUUUUGAUGAUGUACCUCUUCCUUCACCAAAAAGAGAUUUUCAAACAAUAUUAGAAGAAAAAUUACAGAAAGAAUCGGAAAUUAUGUCAAAUGCACACAUGGAUACAAAGAUCAAGUCAAAGAAACCAUUUCUAAAGAAAGGUCAAGGACUGUCAAGAUUUAAAAUGUCUGCAAAUCUACAUUCCCCACUUGCAGUUACAAAAAAGUAUAAUAAGCCUUUAUCUCCUAAUAUACAACAUACUGAUAGAAGUGAUAAGUGCAAGAGCUCUGUUGCACGUAGACAUGUAUCUCCAAAAAUUUUGGAUAAUGUUCCUGUUGUAAAUAGAAAGCAACAGUUAAGCUUGAAAACUGUUCCAUUACCGAAAAAGAAGAUUUUUAAUAAGUCUAUUACUUCUGCUAAUCAAGUCGCACAUAACAUUACUCCUAACGUAUCAAAACAUAUAUCAGAAAUGAAUAUAUCAGAUUGUGAUUCAAAAGCAGAGAAAGAAUUAGAGGAGGUAAGAAUAUUUGAACUCUUGGAAGAAAAGGCAGAAAAUUCUAGUUUUUGUUCAACAUCGAGCACUGUGCUUGCAUUUUUGCAGCAGUCUACACCAUUUAAAGUAAAGAAUAAAUUAAGUCAAACAAGCGGAAACAGUGUUGCAAGUAAAAAACAGCAAAGUAAACAAAUAAGUGAUAUGGUCGAGCCAGGGAAUGAACAAGUUGCACACGCUGGAAAUUUAAAAUCAAAUGUACAGUGCCAGGUUGAACAAUUUGAAUUUCAUAAACAUGCUCAUACUAAUGCUGCCACUACCAAUUCUUAUGAGGAUAUUACUACUAUUGAUAAUAUGUCAGAAAGGACACAUAAUUGUUUUAUGCUUACUAAUCAAAUAUUGCAAAGCAAUGAAGCAUACACAAACUGUCUAGAAAAUCAUGAUACACCUACUACCACAGUAUUGUCGAAUAGUGAAGAAGAGAAGGACAUUUCUACGAGAAAUGAAUGUAAAUUAAUGUAUGAAAGUGAAGCGGAUGUCAGUCAUCAUGUUAGAUUUUCAGAAUAUAAUGAAUAUAAAACCAUAGAUUCAACUGAUGCAUCUGAUACAGCAAGUGAUUCUCCUUUAAACAUUUAUCUCAAACAACAGGAUUGGAAUGAUCAUUCUACUGACACAUUAGAAGAAUCAUUUGAUGCCACGAAGAACCUGCCAUUUAAUUAUAAGGAACAAAUUCAUAAUUCCUCUUCAAACAUUAUCAGCAAUAAAAAAACGGUUGAUACUCCAAGACAAUUGUUUUUGCAGCAAGACGUGACAGGACAUAACAAAAAAGAUUCCUAUAAUCAUUUAAUAAAAACUAUACAUGUUCUCGAAGAAGAAAAUGCUUCAAAUCAUAAUGACGAAUUGUCCAACGAAGAUACAUGCUAUAAUAAUGAAUGUACUCCAAUUGAAGUGGAAAUAUCUGACGAAGAACGAUCUGUUUUGUCAUCGCUGUUAUCGUCGUCCUCAUCGUCAUUAUUAUCAGAUACUCAAGAGUUACAUGCAUAUAAAAGGAAAGAAUAUAUGUUGAAAAACAAGCCGGAAAAAAUAACGGAGAAGAUAGCGAAAAUAUGUUCGAACGUGAAUGAAGUUGAUUGUUAUUCAUCCGAGGAACGGAUUAAUCAAAUGAAUACUUUCGAAACGGAACUUUUAAAAAACCGUUUAUUAGAACUCGAAAAAGAAAUAAACAUAUUUCGAAAGGAAAGUUCAGCAUUGUUGUUUCAACGCCGAAAAUUACAAGAAGACGAAAUAAUUCUAUGUAAACAGUACGCAGAGAAAGAAAAGAAUUUGGAAGAAAAUAGAAGAAGAGUAGAGAACCAAUUACAAGAGGAGAAAAAGAGAAUAAUGCGUGAGAAGAUAGCAAUGGAAAAUAGAAUUCGCGAUGCUCAGGAAAAGGCGAAGCAAAAUAAAAUGGAAAGACAAAAAGCGCAAAAUUUGCAGGAGCAGGUAGAACAAUUGAAGGAUGAGCUAAAUGUCAAAGAAAGUAGAUGGAAUGCUGCUGAAUCAAGGUACAAAAGCGAGCUUCGUGUAUUACGAGUAGAGAUAUCAAAGUUGAAACAAGAAAUUGCAAAUCUACAAAAUAUUAAAAGAACAAACGUUAGAAAUCAUAGGAAAAACACAGGGCAAGUAAUUAACAAAGCCAUCAAUCAAAUUAACAAACGCGUUACAAUACCGUCUAACGAGAUUUCAAUGAAGACGUGUCACGAUUUAUCGAAUAUUUCAUCAGAUACUUCUGACAAUGAUGAUGAAGAUGAAAACAAAACUAAAAUAAAUGGGUUUGGACAAAUAGAAAGUGAUGCACUUACAAACAAAGAAAAAUAUAAACAAAUUAAGAUUAAAUCGCAGCUUAAAUGCAAUCAAAAAUUCAUGGAAGAAAACAUUGCGGAAAAGAAACGAUAUUUAUAUGAAAAUUUAUUAAAAGACGCAACAUCGGAUUUGAUAGAACAAAAUCAAUUUCAUACAAACCAGAAUGUAUUGAGUGAUAGCCAGCUAAUAGUUACACAAAUACAGAAUUUAAGUACAAAAAACAAUGAUAAAUCGUGUUCCAGUUCUACAAAUAAAGACCUUGGACAUACAACAGCUGAUGUUGCAAAUGAUACAGAAUAUUGUAUUAAUAAAUCACGUGAAUUAAAUCAGAAUUCAGAUGAAAAUGACGUAAGAAUAGAAAAAGAAAAAAGGAAAGAUCGAACAUUGUCGCUUGAGAAGAGUUUAAGUUCUACAUUGCAUCCUUCUGUUUCCGAGAAUCAGAUUAGUAAGACAAGUAUGGACGCUGUAAAACAGAUUCAGUUUGCUGAUGGACGCAUAGAAUAUUGGUAUCCAAAUGGUAACGUUAAAAAGAUUUUUCCCGACCAAGAAGUUACAAAAAUGAUCUAUUACAAUGGAGAUGUUCGUGAAACUGACAAAACUAAGGGAGUAAAGUAUUUUUAUGCCACAACUCGAACAUGGCAUACAACAACUUCCGAUGGCUUAGAGAUUUUAGAAUUUCCCGAUGGUCAAGUGGAAAAGCGUAUGACCGAUGGUACUGUCGAAGUGUUAUUUCCAGACGGAACAGUAGUGCAAACUUUUAUUAAUGGCGACAAGAUUUUAAUUUUACCAAAUGGACAAAAAGAAAUUCAUACAAAAGAACAUAAGAGACGAGAAUAUCCUGAUGGUACUAUAAAGCUAGUUUAUGCGGAUGGUACCCAAGAAACACAUUAUUCUAGCGGAAGAAAACGGUUAAAAGAUAAAGAUGGUAAUCUUUUGAUGGAUUCGUACGAUGUAUAAAUUUUUUCCAUC
Molecule: messenger RNA, 3875 nt
Organism: Cyphomyrmex costatus
Lineage: Eukaryota; Metazoa; Arthropoda; Insecta; Hymenoptera; Formicidae
Gene: Sas-4
Product: spindle assembly abnormal 4
Exons: 4
Coding region: 105-3863 (1252 amino acids)
Biological process (GO): cilium assembly; centriole elongation
Cellular component (GO): centriole; centrosome
Molecular function (GO): tubulin binding
Source: RefSeq, a predicted model, not a curated record